AUGGCUAGGGGCAAGAUUGUGAUUAGGAGGAUUGAGAAGAUGAGCAGCAGGCAGGUCACCUUCUCCAAGCGGCGUCGUGGCCUGCUGAAGAAGGCACGUGAGCUGGCCAUCCUCUGCGAUGUCCAGGUCGGCGUCAUUGUCUUCUCCUCCACCGGUCGCCUCUACGAGUAUGCCAGCUCCACCACCAGCGCCUCCACGGGAAUGCCUUCCAUCAUCCAUAAGUACCAAUCUGCACAGGAGCACCAGCAGCUGCUGAAUCCAGUGUCACAAAUCAUGUUUUGGGAAGGGGAAGUACGGAAAUUACAGCAGGAAAUGCAGAUGCUUCAAGAACAUCAUCGGACUCUAAUGGGGGAGAGAUUAUCAAAUUUAGGAGUCAACGACUUGUGUUUAUUGGAAAAUCAACUGGAGAAGAGCUUACGUUGUAUCAGAGAGAAGAAGGUAGACAGCUCCCUUAGUCUGUACUUACUCUUGUUGAUCAUCGUACCUUCCACCAUAAUUAUGAUGCUAACAUUUUAAAAAAAGGAAUGAUAUGCUAACUCUGGGUCUCCUGAUAAAUGUCAUAGGAACAAAGUUUUGCCAACCAUAUUCUACAACUCCAUGAAACGGUUGGCCAAUAUUUCUAUCAUUAACAUGUGCAAUUUUACUUAGUUUCAGAUUACUGUGUUAUUUUUACAUCAAUAUAAUUUAAACAUUACUCCCAUACACGGUAAUUCUAUAAUGUCAACUUUUAGGGAUAUAUAUUCCAUCAACAGAAUAUUCAACUCUCCGAGGAAAUAAAGCUUAUCCAUGAACGGAACUUGGAACUAAAGAACAAGGUAACUGAGUGACUUGAUUUUGUAUUCAAAACAUUUUGGGGGGUUGAGAUUAAUGGUGCUCCAUGAUGUUGGUUUCAGCUUUAUGGUGCAACAUGUUAC
Aegilops tauschii subsp. strangulata is the source of this 914-nucleotide messenger RNA. Its product is annotated as agamous-like MADS-box protein AGL21. Gene Ontology annotation, molecular function: DNA-binding transcription factor activity; RNA polymerase II transcription regulatory region sequence-specific DNA binding; protein dimerization activity. Gene Ontology annotation, biological process: positive regulation of transcription by RNA polymerase II. NCBI's taxonomy places the organism in Eukaryota, Viridiplantae, Streptophyta, Magnoliopsida, Poales, Poaceae. Gene Ontology annotation, cellular component: nucleus. The record is from RefSeq and is a predicted model, not a curated record.